Molecule: messenger RNA, 2773 nt
Organism: Ilex paraguariensis (yerba mate)
Lineage: Eukaryota; Viridiplantae; Streptophyta; Magnoliopsida; Aquifoliales; Aquifoliaceae
Source: the annotation of a GenBank genome assembly
AGAAAACAAAAAAAAUGAUCUAUUCUGCACAUCUAAUUUAUGUAUGACAUGGUUCAAUAACAUUACUCUUUCAUUAAUACUACGAAAAAUAUCAAAAGUUAAAGGAAGAAGGGCAAAUUUAAUUAGCUCAUUUGUGAUCUCUCAGUAAUGCAAGUAUGUUAACAGCUAACAUUUCAUAGAAAAUAGGUUAGACCAGAAAGAAUUCAUCAUGGAGCACGCAGGAUCGGUUCGAGUUCGAUAAUCAGCCUCUUCACAUUAAAAGUAUUUAACACCUGGGUUUAUUUCAGACCCUGCUACAGGUGGUUGCUUUGUUAAACUGGUUUUGAUACUUAUUCGUGCAUCUGUGCUUGGUAGAAAUUAAAUUAUGACUCGAGCAGAAAAAAUUAUGACACUGACAGAGUAGGGUUAAGAAAAUGAUCAAUACUAUUGAGACAUAAUUUGAGGAUAAAAUGAUUGUGUAGUCAUUAAAUUGUCUAUGGUCCCAACAUCGAUUGUGCUCCACUAUCAAUCUUAUUGUCACAAUACAUUAAGUCUCUAAAUUAUAUUUCAAUAACAUUAGUGUAAGAAAAUGGGCUUGUCUGGGAGGGAAAAAUUAUGGUUUUGAGGGGGACAAAUCACAGGAGUACACAAAUUCAGAUAUUAUGCAAGAUGAUGAAGUUCUCCAUUGGCCACAAAAUUCUUAUGAAAUUCCUAGGCUAUGCCAAAACAAUGUGUAAAUGAUUUUUGCAAGUAUAAAAAUCAUGUCGUGGGCGUUUAUUGCAUUUCGACAGCUAGGAACUUGUUGUCUCUGUUGCUUUUGUACACAGCCUUGUAUAACUCAGGACUCAGUUGCACAAGAUAGGUGCCCUAGCUACCAAUUUUUCUGCUAACUGUGAAUUGUGCCUACCUUAUGCCUAGGACUCGCGACUCUAAUAUUAACUCGGGAUAAACCUUACUAACGCUUAAUUGCCCCAUAAACAUUCUGUACGAUUGAGCCAUACACGAUCCGGUUAAUGAGGCGAGCCAAGUUGAGGUUGGCCUUCCUUCACUCACUAGUAAGAGCUAUGUAUGUUUCUGAACUCAUGCUUUCCACUAGAUUGUUUAAGCUGAUUGGUGACCUGAAAUGAGCUCUCAGUGCACCCAUUCCACUUUGAGCUUUUGUUGCGUGGUUCAUUCACACAUUAUAUUCUAACCAAUUCAGAUUUAUUUGUCCUUGUCAACAGCUGAUAAAAUUCUAUAGUUCUUUUAUGUAAAGAAUAGGACUCGUCACAAAUUGUUCUUUGUGUGAUGAGGAAUGUAGGAGACACAUGCUACCAGUAUUUUUUCAGUCCGCUCCCUUAGGCUUUUUGUUAUAGCUAAGAUGAAAAUUUCAUUUUAAAGAACAUUACUUCCUUGUUGUAUGGCUAUUUCAAAUGGUGUCUGUAUGUUUGCAUUUGUUUGGGGGAUAUGCCUGAUACUAGUACCCUCACUAUGUUAUAUAGAUAAAUUGAAGUUAGUUUUGUUGAGGUGGAUGGUUCACUAUUCCAACCAUGGCAAGGUGGAAUUGAAGACCUGUUGGCACAACUGUUUAACUUCGAUUAAGCUCCGUAGGUUUUACAAAGCUUUUCUUGUAUAUAUAAACCGAUGAAAUAGCUUAAUAUUCCUAGGAACCAAAAAAUUGACAAUCAUAAAUGAUAAGUUCACAUGAAUUCUUUAUAUGUUCUGUUAAUUGGUUCAGCUAGGCCUUGUGUUCACAAGUUGAUGCAGCAUGGAUGCUUUAAAUGAUCAUUGCUAUGUAUGUGACCAGGUGCAUCUGUAAGAUUGUCCCAUUAUGGCAUGUAAGUCAAGUGUUUGAGUUAAAAUGAAAACUCUCUACAUGCAAGAUAAGAUUAGGUACAUCUAACUUGAUACUCCAUGCACGGAUCAUUUAGUGAUUGGGACUUUUGUUUACCGGGAUUGCAUCUUUAUGACCUGGUGUAGUUGGGGCUGAAACUGUUGAAACCCGACCCUCAUUUUCCCUGCUAAAAGUCAUUAAUUUAUUUUGACUGAGAUGACUACGGUGUACAAGUCAAGGGGGUAUGCUCUUACAAAAUAGAAAGCGUAAACAUUUGAAAGUUCUUUCCUCCGGAGGUUACAUGUUGAAUGUUGCAAACACACUAAACAAGAUUCAGAAUCACAUUUAUAAUUGCAAAACUAUGCAUUAUAAAUAACUUGGUAACCCUUUAAUUAUUUCUCUUGUUUUUGGGUGGUGUUAAGCAUGAAGGACACUCUUGCCAAGUACAAGCUGCAAAAUAAGCUUGAGAAAGUUGAACGACCUUGUCUUGAACUGCAGAUGCUCGACACCACUCAGAACAGUGAUUAUAUCAGCAUUAGCAAGGAGUUCGCAGAUAAGAGUCACCAAAUGAGGCAGCUGAUGGGCGAGGAUCUUCUUGGAUUAAACUUGGAAGAAUUGCAGCAAUUGGAGAAAAUGCUCGAAUUAGGACAAACCCGUGUGCUUGAGACAAAGGGUGAACGAAUCACGAAUGAGAUUGCUGCCCUUCAAAGGAAGGGUGAUCAGCUAAGGGAAGAGAACAGGCGAUUGAAACAGCAAGUAAGGCAAUCACGGGUUGAGGAGGAUAAUGGUCUGCAGAUGGUGAUGAUUUCUGAAGGAAAUUGGCGUACUAAUAAUAUUAUCACUGAUCAAUUGGAUAAUUUGAUUCCCGAAGGGGGACAGUCGCCGGAGUCGGUCACCAAUGUAAGCAGCUGCAACAGUGGUCCACCUCGUGAGGAUUAUUGCUCCGACACCUCGUUGAAACUAGGGCUACCCUUCAACUAA